ACACAUUUUAACCUGCAAUUACAAAGAAAUUAGAUCAAUAAAAUGGUCCUAAUAGUAUUUAAUUAUUAUUAGCCUAUUUCAUUUUUACCGUUUUGGAGGAAAGCAUGUUUGCCUCACUUGGUAGAAUAUAUUCUCGGUUUUCAUUGGCUACUGGGGAGAAUUCGAAUGAAGAGCUGUGCCUAUCCCCAUAUAGCCUCUUAGCAGGGGCCAGGACUCGAAUACCGGAAGCACUCGCAGCUGCUAUGACUUACAGUGUAAUGAAUGUAAACAUUCAAUCAGCGGUGUCCUAGAAGGUAUUUUAUCCUACAAGGGAAGCUUAAUUUUGUUGUAAAGGACGGCAACACGCAAUACAUCCAUCGAAGGAAUCUACACAUUGAAUCCGUGUUUUUAAGUGCGGAAUAACUGAAAUCAAAGGAAGUGCGCUGAUUUGACAGUACGGUCAUUUGACGGGCAUUGCAGAUAACCUGACCAUACAGUCUACUUAGACAAUGAAUGUUCUUCUUCAAUCAAAAUGUGUUCUCACAUCAACUUCGAUACGGCCCUGGAUGGUAUGCCUCACUGCAGCAAGACCCUGCAGCCAAAAGUCAAAGCCGGCCGUCGCGUCUAAGCUGCCCUACCGCGUGAAGCUGACGGGGGGCAAACGCCACUCCUGGUGUGCAUGUGGCCACAGCAAGAAGCAGCCUUUCUGUGACGGCUCCCACAAGAAACUUGCCCCCGACCUCCCCCCUCUGCGCUUCGUCCCGGAGAAGGACACCACGGCCAUGCUCUGUGGCUGCAAGCACACGGCCAACCCGCCCUACUGCGACGGCACCCACUUCAAAGUCAUCUUCCGCUCCAUCAAAGAGUUCGUCCUGCCACGAAAGUCCUCCUGAAGUAAAUGCCAUGUAGUUUAGUAAAUUAAUUUAAAAACAUGAUGGUGAUUGAACAGACAUAUCAUUCUUGUCUUUUAUAUAAUCAAUUUACUGCGUAUAAAUUGCUCCAAUUGAUAAUAUUUCAAUGGAUAGUAUAGAUGAGUGUAUUUAUCAGCAUUUGCUCAGUGCAGCAAAGGAUUCAGGAUCAUCUGCUUUUGUUUGUGAAAGCACCGUAUUCUCUUAGAACACCUAAUAGUAGGCCAUGUCUCAGUGCCAGUAUUAAUAUUGGGUGCUUUGAAUGCAUCAGUUUGACAUUAAACUGACAUCGGAAAUCAGCAAAGUACUAGUCAUUGGAACUUACUAGGAUACUAGAAAUUAACUGGGCAUUGAAAUCCGGUUGGAGUGCUACUCUGGCUGUCUAGAUUGCCUACUCCAAAGGCAUACCCAGGAGUCAGGUUUCACCCCCUACACCCACCAGGGGCCUCACAGGGUGGCGUAAGAGCUGAUCUGUGGUCAGUACAGCCUCUGGAUCUCCAUAAUAAGGAUCUGUGUUAAGUACACGAGUAUUGGGGAAGUGCAUGCAAGUUGUCUGGCUGUCCUAACACUGUGUGAAUGUCUCCAGUCAGAGACAGGCAGUGGACCAUGACCUACCUCCAAGAACGUGCCCGCAUUCCUUCACCAACAAAAACACAAAGAAGCAAAAUUCAGGUGUUUUACUGCCUUAAAGAACAUACAUUGUAACAUGCAGUGCUAUAAAAUAAAUACAGAAUAAUUUUUGUUUGGUACAUAUAAUUGAUAGCAAUGUACAGUAUUACAGUUCAGUCCCCUCAUCAUGUUGAGGGGAUUUUUUUUUUUGUUGUUUGUUUUAAACUUGAAUGCUUCACUUUGUCAAGUGCUUUUGGCCAUGUUAAAAUCUGUGGGCUGUUUGUAACAUUAUCACUCCGGUUUUAAGUACUGUACAGUGGAGGUUGUUUUUAAAUGAUGCAAUUGUAAAGAGCUUGGAGCUGUCUGUUGACUACAAAAAGUACAAUUUCACAAAUUCAGCUGCCUUUCAUGUGCGAAGCAUUACGAUUACAUUCUAAUUGUAGUGCAUUUAUAGUGUUUAAAAAAAAAAAAAAAAGGCAACAAACCCCAGUGACUGCUCUCGUCACCACGGAGAUAGAUGGGAUAAAUAAGAAUACAUCUUCUCAAUGCUCCAAAUAAAAUAAUAACGCAUGGCA
Clupea harengus (Atlantic herring) is the source of this 2071-nucleotide messenger RNA. RefSeq lists its product as uncharacterized. NCBI's taxonomy places the organism in Eukaryota, Metazoa, Chordata, Actinopteri, Clupeiformes, Clupeidae. Gene Ontology annotation, cellular component: mitochondrion. The record is from RefSeq and is a predicted model, not a curated record. Gene Ontology annotation, molecular function: 2 iron, 2 sulfur cluster binding.